Molecule: messenger RNA, 2635 nt
Organism: Purpureocillium takamizusanense
Lineage: Eukaryota; Fungi; Ascomycota; Sordariomycetes; Hypocreales; Ophiocordycipitaceae
Gene: omh4
Product: O-glycoside alpha-1,2-mannosyltransferase 4
Exons: 5
Coding region: 610-2127 (505 amino acids)
Biological process (GO): cell wall mannoprotein biosynthetic process; protein N-linked glycosylation
Cellular component (GO): Golgi apparatus; membrane
Molecular function (GO): alpha-1,2-mannosyltransferase activity
Source: RefSeq, a predicted model, not a curated record
CUCUCACUCUCUCCCUCCUCCUGCUUCCUCAACCUCCCUCCUCGUACCGCAUCAACAACCUCCCCCCCCUUAUCGCCCAACGCGCUCCCGGUUGCUACGUCUCGCGGGCAACCCCGAACCAUCUGGUUGCGCGACGCCGGCAAGCCAUUGACGGCCCCCCGUGGCAUCGCUGCCCGCCCGGCCCCCUGGACGGACCGCCUGGCCUGAGCGACGCGCUCCGUGCCGCAGUCCCAUCGCCUCGCCCGCUGGGGAUUCGUAGUCCCUGCCGCUCGUUCACCUCGCGCGACGACGAUCGAUCCCAUCGAAUUCUACCCAUCUCUUUCUUUUGCUCCCCAUUUCUCGCGAGAUUGAGGACGCCAGGCCAUCCGCACGUCUGGUCGUGCUUCGGCGCCUUGGGUUUUUGGGACGCGCAUAGUCGGCUCUGGCCCGGGUUUUUUUUUUCUAAUAUCCUUUGCCCCCUGAUUGUAAUAAUCUCGUCUCGCAUCCCGUCCAACAACCCCAGACCCGCCCCGACGCGACCCAAAAACUGCCGUCAAAGCCAUUUCAUCGUCUUCCUUGGUUCUUGACUUUAUCUCUCGCUCCUGCCACCGAGGCGGGUUCGUCGACACCAUGGAUUUGAUCCGGCGGGCGUCCAGGAUGGCCUCAUCGGCCCAGCCGUUGCGGCUACCGACACUCGACAACGAAAAGCGAGCACCAUCGAAGCGAAAGGGCCUUGCAUCGCAGCUUGCCUUUUUCCGCCGGCCUCUGCGUCUGCGCGGCAACUCGACCGUCUCCGUACCGCUCGGCGUUGUCAUCGUCUUCCCGCUUCUCGUCAUCAUCUUGAUUCUCGUUUUGUUCGUGAGGCACCCGAGCUCGCCUGGCAGGAUACUCAUGCCUGCCGGUGCGCCCCCGGCGAUCCGGAAAAUCAGCGAGAAGCACGACAAGGUCUUCGUGACUGGUUGCCUCGACCCCGAUACCAGCAAGCCCCGCGCCAACGCCGCAUUCGUCGUCCUCGCCAGAAACAAGGAGCUGGAUGGCGUCAUUCAGUCCAUCAAGUCGGUCGAGCGCCACUUCAACCGCUGGUAUCACUACCCGUACGUUUUUCUCAACGACGGCGACUUCGACGAUCACUUCAAGGAGGUCGUUCGAAACUACACAUCUGCCAACGUCGAGUUCGGCAAGGUUGGACCCGACAUGUGGGGCUUCCCUGAUUGGAUUGAUCCCAAGGUUGCCAAGGAGGGCAUCGCCAAGCAGGGAGACGCAGCCGUCAUGUACGGUGGGCUGGAAAGUUACCAUGCCAUGUGCCGCUUCUACUCCGGCUUCUUCUACAACCAUGAGCUUCUGCUCAAGUACGAUUGGUACUGGCGCGUCGAGCCCGAGAUUACCUACUUUUGCGACAUUACCUACGAUCCGUUCCUGAAGAUGAUCGAGAACAACAAGACGUACGGCUUUACCAUUGCUGUCAAAGAACUUCGAGAAACCGUCCCCAACAUCUUCCGGUACGCGUCGGCCUAUAAGCGACUCAAUAACAUCACUUCUCAGGGACUGUGGGAGAUGUUUGUCGAGCCGCAGGACCCCAAGAAGGAGGAGAACAAGGACCCCAAUCUCCCCGAGGAAGUCCUACAGAACGACCCGAACAGGCACGCCGCACCGCCCAUCGACCCCGAGGCUAUGGAGGGCGAAAAGUACAACAUGUGUCACUUCUGGUCCAACUUUGAGAUUGCGCGACUCGACUGGUUCCGCAGCAAGGAGUACAAUGACUUCUUCGAGAUGAUGGAUCGGAGCGGCGGCUUCUGGAUGGAACGAUGGGGUGAUGCUCCAAUCCACUCCCUCGCCGCCGGCGCUCUUCUCGGCCCCAAGGACAUCCACUACUUCCGAGACUUUGGCUACAGGCACACAACCAUCCAGCAUUGCCCAGCAAACGCUCCCGCGCGACAGCUCCCGCGCAAGCCAUACCUCGAGAUGACGACGCUCGACGAGAAGAAGCGCAUCGAGGAGGACCAGUACUGGGAGAACUACGAUGAGCCCAAGGAGAACGGUGUCGGCUGCCGCUGCAGGUGUGACACUGACAUUGUGGAUGUCGAAGGCAAGGAGGGCUCAUGCUUAGCGGAAUGGGUCGAUGUUGCGGGCGGCUGGGCAAGCCCCUAAGCACAGAACAGUCCGUGAGGCGAACGCAGACACUCGCAACACGGCGCCGCGCCCGUACCCAAGCGAAGGACGGUGCGCCGGGGUUUGCUACCAGCAACCCCGCGUACGGUCUGUCGACGCAGCAUCGGCAAGAACUUUUGACGCCGCUUGAGCGGACUGGAGAGGUCAAUGGAGGGCUUGAACAGGGGCGGAACACACAGAUCUAUACGCAGCGACGUCAUCAAACGGGAUUGGGGAAAGGCGUUGGGCUUUUACACGCAGACAGCCACAGGCAUGAAUGGCCCGGCCGACAGCGCGGCGCCUCAUCUAGGAUAGGGAUGGACUGCGAGACAUGAUUUACGCAUCAGGCUUUUUGCGGACAGGUAGGUGGCCGGGCCUACCCUGUGUCUGAUAGAGAGGGGGCGCAUUUGUCUGAACCGCAGCGAGAGUUUGGGGUGUUUUUGACUGUUGACGCAUGGGGCGCGGCUCUUGUGCAUUUUGGAUUAGCGAACAGUCCUAAUUACUGUAC